AUGCCCCUGUUAAAAUGGCACAACCCAUGGCCUGGUGGUAUCCCCUCCUUCAUUCGCCGACACGAGAAACCGGUCGAAGAUGUGGAAUCUGCCACUCGGGCAUGGAGGUGUUUUGUUCGUGAGGAGUGGGUCGACGCCGAGGAUACCGCCGCAGAGACGAGCCCUAAUCGAACAGUGAGCAACAGCGGACCAGUAAUUCCGCGAUAUAACAAAGGGGACAUUGUGGAAAAAUUCAAGUUUCUUCAGAGUGUUGUCCGACCAGACUUUUUGGAUAUGCACAUGGCGCUGGACGGAACGGUACUUUUCGCAGACCGCGCGCCCAACUGA
Penicillium waksmanii is the source of this 327-nucleotide messenger RNA. RefSeq lists its product as uncharacterized. Lineage: Eukaryota; Fungi; Ascomycota; Eurotiomycetes; Eurotiales; Aspergillaceae. The transcript has 2 exons. Bases 1 to 327 code for a protein of 108 amino acids. The record is from RefSeq and is a predicted model, not a curated record.